Impatiens glandulifera is the source of this 1465-nucleotide messenger RNA. Its product is annotated as non-structural maintenance of chromosomes element 4 homolog A. The transcript has 7 exons. The record is from RefSeq and is a predicted model, not a curated record. Bases 67 to 1230 code for a protein of 387 amino acids. Gene Ontology annotation, biological process: DNA repair. Gene Ontology annotation, cellular component: Smc5-Smc6 complex; nucleus. Lineage: Eukaryota; Viridiplantae; Streptophyta; Magnoliopsida; Ericales; Balsaminaceae.
UAGGGUUUCCCCCCAACUCCAUCUCUUUUGAUCAGUUCUCUCCAGUUUUCAAAUCCUCUUUCUUCCAUGAAUCGACGAGGCGAAACUUCUGCUCCAACCGUCAAUGGAAGUAAAACUACAAGGAUUAGGUCAAAUGAGACUCAGACUGCUGCUGAACCAACCGCCGAUUGUUCUGGACAAGAAGAACUCAACGAACGGAGAGCACUUCGAUCUCGAUACCUUCACGUUAAAGCUCUAAUAAGUGAUAAGAGAGAUGACAUUUCGAAUGUUGAUUCUGACAAUUUCGAUUCAAUCAUUAACGAGGUUGAAAACUUGCAUAAAAGAGUGAGAAAACCUAGGGAACAAGUUGCUGAUGCUGAGGCCCUUUUAGAUAUUGCAAAUACCUUAGUGUCCUCUGUUAGGGCGCAGAGUAAUGAAGGAAUAACCCCAUCAGAUUUUGUGAACUCUCUGCUAAGGAAUUUUGAGCAAUCAAAUGGGGAGGGUACGAGUGCAGAUGCAGGGAGGAGCUCAAUCGCAUGGAAAAAUAUUGCCAGUGGAGUUGCUCAUAUUUUCAGGAAGGCUCCUGAAUGCUGCACAAUGCUUGGACCAAUGACUAACGAAUUGAAGCUAAGGAAGCCCAUUGUUCAGAAAAAACGCGUGCGACCAACUGAAAGUGCUCGACCUGAGGAGCUCAAUGCAGCGAAUAAAGAAGAGAGAACAGGCACUGAUAUGAAUAUGGCUACCAUGUUUAAUAUUUUAAGGAAGAAUAAGAAGGCAGGGCUUGAAAAUCUAGUAUUGAACCGAAACUCCUUUGCACAGACUGUGGAGAAUAUAUUUGCCUUGUCUUUCUUGGUUAAAGAUGGACGUGCAGAAAUUGUUGUCAAUGAGGGAGGGAAGCAUAUAGUUUCACCAAGAAAUGCUCCAGCUGCCAAUGCAGUUACAUCCAAGGAAGUUUCUUAUUUUCACUUUGUUUUCAGAUAUGACUUCAGGGAUUGGAAGUUGAUGGUGGAAUCUGUGGGUGUUGGUGAUGAGCUGAUGCCACAUAGGAAUCCAAACGACACUGACAUAGAUUGUGGUGUGUGGAGAGAAACAGAAAAUUCAAUGCCGGGGCAGACAACUCCAAUCAGAAAACUGUCACGGAAUCGAGGGCUGGUCUUGCAAGAACAGAGUGUAGUUGCAGAGUCGCCUGAAAGUGACGAUAAUGCGGAGAGAGCUGUUGCCAUUCGCAGGGGGAAACGUAAAAUUGGAUGAGAUAUUUAGUAAGGAGAGGUAAUUUUGGUGGUUGAAUUCAGGUAAUUAGGUUGGGGUUUUGGUAUUAUGUUAGUAUUCUGCUAGCUAGCUUACAUUUUGAAAUUGAGCAAAAGUUUAGGUUGAUGCAUAACUCUAACUAAUGUCCUUCAAUUUGACUGUCAAUGUAAAUUGCUUGUGCAGCUCAAAGUAUAUACUCCUCAUCUAUUGCAUUUUAUACCCUAUUGUUAUUAUUUUC